CUUUCCCCAUGCUUUGCAGACGCUGCGCGGGGGCCCCGGCGCCUGAUGCGCGUGGGCCUCGCGCUGAUCCUGGUGGGCCACGUGAACCUGCUGCUGGGGGCCGUGCUGCACGGCACCGUUCUGCGGCACGUGGCCAAUCCCCGAGGCGCCGUCACACCGGAGUACACCACAGCCAAUGUCAUCUCCGUCGGCUCUGGGCUGCUGACCGUCUCCUUGGGACUCGUGGCCCUCUUGGCAUCCAGGAACCUUCUUCGCCCACCACUGCACUGGGCCCUGCUGGCACUAGCUCUGGGGAACCUGCUCUUGUCCGCUGCCUGCUCUCUGGGCCUCCUCCUUGCUGUGUCGCUCACUGUGGCCAACGGUGGCCGCCGUCUUAUCGCUGACUGCCAUCCAGGACUGCUGGAUCCUUCAAUACCACUGGACCAGGGGCCUGGACACACUGACUGCCCCUUUGACCCCACAAGAAUCUAUGAAACAGCCUUGGCUCUUUGGAUCCCUUCUUUGCUCAUGUCUGCAGGGGAGGCUGCUCUAUCUGGCUACUGUUGUGUGGCUGCACUCACCCUACGUGGAGUGGGGCCCUGCAGGAAGGAAGGGCUUCAGGAGCAGCUAGAAGAACUGACAGAGCUUGAACCUCCUAAAUGUAAAAAGCAGGAAAAUGAGCAGCUACUGGAUCAAAAUCGAGGAAUCCAGGCAUCACGGAAAAGUUGGGUUUAAGCCAGCAGGUGUUGUUCCGGGGCUUAGUCCACAGGAUUUUCCACGAAGCAAGGGGCCCUGACCUCAGGAUGAUAUAAACAAUCGUAAUAAAAGAACUACUUUU
Messenger RNA from Propithecus coquereli (Coquerel's sifaka), 817 nucleotides. RefSeq names its product keratinocyte associated protein 3 (gene KRTCAP3). The coding region runs from base 46 to 714 and encodes 222 amino acids. Lineage: Eukaryota; Metazoa; Chordata; Mammalia; Primates; Indriidae. The transcript has 6 exons. The record is from RefSeq and is a predicted model, not a curated record.